Molecule: messenger RNA, 1209 nt
Organism: Exophiala bonariae
Lineage: Eukaryota; Fungi; Ascomycota; Eurotiomycetes; Chaetothyriales; Herpotrichiellaceae
Exons: 1
Coding region: 1-1209 (402 amino acids)
Source: RefSeq, a predicted model, not a curated record
AUGGGGCUCUCAUCUCUCACCCGCGCGGUCGCAGCUAUUGCUGCUGUUGCCCUCACAAUCACGACCUCCGUCAACGCGAUCCCUACCUGGCCUGAUAGCAGUAGCAGCACCAACCGCAACUUCCAGUGCCAGAACCUCACCAUCCCAGUGACAAUCAGCGCACGCAAUGCCAUCUUCGACGUCGCAACCCCGGAGACAAACAUCGAAGUCACCAACUUCAUUCUCAACCUCGCGCAACAAGGCCACAACUACAGCCACACGAUACUUAAGGAGUACGCAGAUGUGUCUGGCGACUACACCCUGGCCGCGACAUACUGCGCACCCUUGAACGGAAAUUCCAAAACGCUGCAGAUCCUCACCCACGGCGUUGGUUUCGACCGCUCAUACUGGGACAUCCCACUCAACGACUUCAACUACUCGUACGUCGCCAGCGCCGUCGGCGAGCACGGCUUCUCCACACUGUCCUGGGACCGACUGGGCAUCGGCGCCUCGACGCAUGGCGAGCCCGUCAACGAGAUCCAAGCAACGCUCGAAAUCGCCGCGCUGAAGGAACUGACCAGACUCGCGCGCGCGCAGCAGAUCCCCGGCCUGGCCCUCCCGUCAUUCGAGAAAUACGUGCACGUCGGGCACUCGUUCGGGUCGAUCCAGAGCUUCGAGCUGGCGCGCGAGUCGCCCGACCUCUCGGACGGCCUGAUCCUCACCGGCUUCGGACUCAACGGGUCCUUUCUGCCCUUCUUCCAGUUCGGCGGCAACUGGGUGUCGGCGACGAGCAUCCCAGCCCUCGCCUCGCAGUACGCCGCCGGCUACUUCGGCGCAGGCAACCCGUCCGCCGUUCAGACGAAUUUCUUCUCGCCGGGCCAAUUCUCCGCCUCUGCACUAGACCUCGCCGCCGGCGCACUCGGCCAGCCCGUCACGGUCGGCGAGCUGCUCACCAUCGCCUCCGCCAUCGGCGGCGUCAGCCAAUUUUCCGGCCCCGUCCUCGUCAUCACCGGCGAGCGCGACCUGCCCUUCUGCGGCGGUGACUGUCUCGCCACCGGCGACCCCGCCGUCGCGAGUAUCCCCGCGGGCGUCGCGGCGUUCGUGCCCAGUUCUCGCAGCUACGAGACUUUCAUCGUCCCCAAGGCUGGCCAUGGUUUGAACUUCGAAUACUCGGCCCAGACCACGUACCAGCAUAUUGCGCGGUUUUUGGAGGCGAAUGGUUUCGCGUGA